GCACCAGCGAACUGACAGCGUAAUUCCCCACGCUUGCCUCGUAAGUCGUAACCUAAGCAGCAAGUCCUGAUUCCUGAAUUCGUCAUCGUCAAUCCUUCUUUCCUCCAGAGCGAGUGGCGGCAGCAAGACUCUCCCGAGUCACGACGCGACUCACGAGUCUGUGACUCAUCCACCGAUGACGCUACCAACAAACCCUAGUCUACCAAACCACCCCCCAUCCAUUCCCUAAGUUAUUUUCAGCAAUCUCGUUGGGUCUCUCAGAAAAACACUUUCCAAUUUAAUGCUCGCUCAAAGGGGAAAAAAAACUGCCAACAUUUGAAUUUCACUGUCACAGGCUCACUCACGAACCCUAAUUUUUUUCUCAGUAUUCACAAAUCAAAACCCUUGUCAAAUUUCGAUCUUUGUUGCUCCUUGAUCUCACAGAUGUAGUAAAGUUUCUCUAUUUUAUUUCUUUCUACAUUUAUGUAAUUUAUCUGUGGGAAUACAGAACAAUAAAUUGGGUGAAAGAUUUCUGAGUUACUUCCAAGGUUGCAAUGGCUGCGCAGGAGACGGUUGUACUGGAUAUAAGCUCCGAUGAAGAUGUUGGUUGGGGAGAUAACAUGUCCGCUGCCGGCUGCGGCGGGUGUCGAGAUGACAGUGAUUGGAUAUCAGAGCUAUUGGAUAAGGUAGAUAAAGAAACGGAUGAUUCCGAUGAGGUGGUGGUGCUGGGUGAGGUUAUUGCCAAGCCCAAAUUCAGGCCAAAGCCUUCAGUAAAAUGUGUAGAUAAAGUUGAUGAUGAUGACUGUGUAGUCUUGGAAGCUGACCCGGAUGCGCCGGUUGCUAUUGAAAACGAUAAAAGAGAGGAUGAUCCCGACGAAUUGCUUGUUGUUAGCGAAAAGGGCCAGGUUGCAUGUAGAGAUUAUCCUCAUGCACGCCAUCUUUGUGUCAAAUUCCCCUUUAAUUCUACUCCACAUGAUAGGCAUUGUGAGCAGUGCCAUUGUUAUGUUUGUGACUCACUUGCUCCAUGUCUUCACUGGAGCACCGGCAUCUCCAGUAUUGACCAUUGUCAUGCUACUGACAAAGAGGAGUUCUGGAAAUCCCAGAGGAAAAGUUCAAGGAAAAAUGAUGAAGCUCCACCCGUGGCUCCUGAUACUUCUUUUUCCACAGGACUAGCUCCACCAUUGCCCUCUGAUCCUUCAUUACAGAAUCAAUUAUUUACCCAAGCUGCGCAUCAGCUUUCUUCUAUGCCAUCUAUUAAUGGCACACAAAAUAACAUAAAUCAUGGUAGAAGCCAACAGUCUGGAAAUUAUACGAGCGUCUCUCCACAGUUGCGGAGUACAUAUAGUCAUCUUAUCCCUGGUGACAGGAGACACAGUGCUGGCAACACAGGCACUCGCUACAUUUCUCAUGUACCAUUAAAAAGGACAAGAACAUGUGGGGAUGUAUUACCAGCUAAUAGGUACUGUAAUAAUUCAUCCAGAGCCAGCCAUGGAUAUCCGUCUACCAGAAGCCAUCCUUCUACGACAAGGUGGUUAGACCCUGUGACUCCAGUGAUUAGUACCUUUGAAGAUUCCUCCAAGGCAAUUGUUGGUGGUAUGGCUACUAGAAUGUCCAGCUUACCAGCUGUGAUAAACAUGGCCAAUGGAACUGCAAAUCAUCCACCGUCUCAUCCUCAGAUGUUACGUCAAACACAUGGGAGCAGUAUAGAUACAAGUACAGUGGGUCCUCAGCGUCAAUUGUCUUCUCAAAUGUAUGGCGACUUCAGCAUCACUAAUCCAAUGCCUACACAACCUGGGGUUGCCGCGCAGCCAAAUUGGGACUGUCCCUUCGAUAAUUCAUUUCCUUUUCAACCCCUAACAACUACCAAUCCUAAUGAUACAAGAUUCUCUCAAGAUCCUGUUCCUUCUGAAUCCCUUGUAACCUCGUGGGCCAACAUGAGCAACUGCUUUGAAGGUGCUUUUCCUACUCAGCCAAAUGCUGAUAGUGGCUUUGACAAUCGGUUGCUGCAUUUACCGCAAGAAUGCGGUCAAGUCGCUUCUUUAUCAAGUCAUGGGGAAGAUACAUUUAAACAAGGUAAUCAAACUCGAAGUACUUUGCAUCCAAGUUGUGCUGAAUUUGGCUUUGGUUGGGACAGUACUCCUAGCCACGGCCAACAACUUCUUGCUGAUGAGUACAACCGGCUAGAAAUUGCAGUGCAGAGAGAUGAGCCGGCAGUCAAUGCUGAUGUUGGUUCACAAUUAUAUGGGAGCGCCAAUUCUGCACCAUUGGAUUUCCAUUUGGACUCCUGGAUGUUUGAAAAUCAGUCUGCUUUGGGUGCUUUGGAAGUUCCGGUGCCUCCCGAGCUUAAUGUUUUCUCUCCUGAAGCUGCUACUAUAGAUGCUGGUCUUCUCUUCGACUUUUAGCUUUUGGUGAAGCUUCACCUAAAUUUGUUCUACAAUCCUGCUUUCGACCCCGCCCCGGGGAAAAAUUUUUUUUUGGGGAGGUGGGUGGUGGUGGUGUUGCGGACGAGUUGCAGAGAUUGCCCUUGCCGUCGAAGGUUUCUGUACAGAGGCUGGUAGCUUUUGUAAAGUUAGUUGUAUAUUAAUUGAAUUAUUCUAGACUUUGUCAGCCUAUCUAACUUUUUUUGCUCUUCAGUCUUAUUGAAGCUGUUCCGUUUGCUUUGA
Molecule: messenger RNA, 2642 nt
Organism: Coffea eugenioides
Lineage: Eukaryota; Viridiplantae; Streptophyta; Magnoliopsida; Gentianales; Rubiaceae
Exons: 3
Coding region: 534-2381 (615 amino acids)
Source: RefSeq, a predicted model, not a curated record